AUGAGAGUGAUGCUGUUAACCCUUUCACGACAUUUAUGUAGCAGCAGCACCACAACCUUAAAACUCUCAAAAUUGAAAAUCCCUUGUCGUUACAAGAAGGUUGCUAUGUCACAAGCUCAACAAGCACUCACUGAUUACCUUCAUGCCACAAGAUGGCUCUCUUCUUGAUUCCGCUUGUGCGCUUUGUGAAUUUGGGUUUCCUUGGGAUAAGCUUGGUUUGCUUUAUAUGGAGAGUGGUUUUAUGUUUAGGAAGAGUGGUCAUGAGUUAAAGGGUAGUCUUUGUUUGUUGAAAAGAUAUGGUUUUUGCAAUGUGCAAAUUGUUGGGAUAUGUUUGACUUUUCCUUUUGUUUUUGGUGUUGAGGAAGGGAAUUUGGUUGAUGAGAUUGAUGGGUUGCUUUCUGAUUUGAGAUUUCUGUUUUUGGAUUUUGAUUUUGCUGCUUCUGUUGAAAGGAAUGUGAAUGUUUGGCAUGAGGUUUGUAGGAAAAUAAAAGUGUUUUAUGAUUUGAAUGACGGUAAAGGGGAGAUAGUGGAACUCAUUGGAAGGAAUAAACAUGUUAUUCUUGAACAUGGAGAAAAGGAAUUGAUUGAAAAGGUUGAGUAUUUUUGUAGAUUCGGUGUCAAGAAGGUGGAAGUAGCUCGGUUGAUUCUACAAGGAUCGGAAUUGUUGAAUCUCGAUUUGGAAACGCCGGUGAUUAAUGUGUUGAAGCUGUUGAAACACAUUGGAAUGAGCUCCCAAGGUGUUGGGGAUGUUAGGAAGAACUAUGCCCAUGUGUUGGGAACAAUAAAAAUGGCUAAUCUUCCCAAUGUGAUGAAGGCUAUGGGUUUACAUGAGUGGUUUUUUGAUAAAAUCAAAGAUGGAAAUCAUCGGCUGUUAACGAGUUAUAUCACAAGCUAUCCCAAUGAAGAUCAUGAUAAAGGUUAUAAAAGUUGUUUGAAGACAUUUGAUGAUGCAAGGACGCCAACUCACAAUAUGAAUAAAUUGAAUUUCAUGCAUGCUAUAGGCUUUGGUGAAAAUACUCUCACCAUGAAUAUCUUAACUCACAUGCAUGGAACAAGUGAAGAGUUACAAAAUAGAUUUGAUUGCCUUCUACGUUUAGGGAUUGAAUUCUCAAAGCUGUGUAAGAUAAUAACAAGGCAACCAAAGAUUCUAAGCCAGAAUCCCGAAAUUCUAGAGAAAAAGAUUAAUUUCCUCUGUCAGGAGAUGGGAAACUCCUUAGAGGUUUUGGACACUUUUCCAGCAUUUAUAUGUUUCGACUUAGAGAACCGAAUUAAGCCUAGGUUCAGAUUCCAUAUGUGGGUUUUAGAAAAGGGUUUGUCUUCUAAAAACUAUUCCAUUGCAAGCAUGAUUGCGACUAGUGACAAGAAUUUUGUAGGCCGCGUUUCUAGAAUUCACCCGGCCGCCCCAAAACAUUGGUUUGAGCAAUUCUAUCCCAAGAAAUUGUGAGCUUGAUGAUAAUAUUAUUAAUGUUGUUGUGUAUGAACUCCAGCAUUAUUUCCAUUCAAUCUGUACAGAUAUCAAACUUGGUUACUUCGCAUCAUUUGGAGUUGAACACUAACCUGUUAGAUAUUGUUUGAAAACUUGUGACGGAGUUCUCUUUGCUUCGUGAUGAAAUGUUGUUCUAAAGAUCUGCAGAAUCACGGCACUCAUUGACAAUGUCAAAGCUCCUUCAAACCCUCAAGUUGAACCGUUGAGGUAGAAGACGAUUAUUUGUUUUUGAUCCAUUUCUAUUGCAGCUUCAUGUGCAGUGCAAUAUUUCAAGGAGCUGAAGGGAAAUAUUUCGAAUGCCUCCAUUCAUGUGCUUCACUAUCUUUUAGAUGAAAGAGAGAAGCUUUUAUUGCCUUAAAACCAUUAUUAUUUUGUAUAUUAAUCACAAUGAUGAUGUAGCUGGCAACCUUACCAAUUUAUCUCAUCAUUCUUUCUUAUUUUUUGUUGUAAAGAAGAAACCAUCUUCCACAAAUUAAAUGUCUCAUUCAACUCUAUUUAUUUUUCAUGUCUAUGAGAAAACACAGAUGUUAUUUAUGACAAUUGAAUAAUUUACAAACAAAUACUGCAUGAUAAGUGUUUGGUGAACAUUAUGCUAAAUAAAAUGAUUUGGUACUUUUAAAUAUCCAAAUAGGAUACCUAAUUUUUUCAAAUAAAUGUCAGCAAUCAAAUUAUUCUAUUUCCAUUCAUAUUAUGAAAAUUUCAACUACAAGUAGAAAACCAAAUCAUUAAUUAGCUUCACCAAAUGACAAAUUAAUAUUCAAACAUGAAAUCGACCAAUUAAUAUAUGUUAAAUUAUUGAAUAAAAUAAUCUAGAAAUCCACAUGUCACACUACAAAAAAAUCCAGAGUGGAAACACAAUCAAGAAAUAUGAUAUGGUAGAUGCAAUAUGAUUGGUUGAUAGAAGAUCCAACUUAUCCAAGUGGAAAAUAGUAGAUAAG
Cicer arietinum (chickpea) is the source of this 2424-nucleotide messenger RNA. Its product is annotated as transcription termination factor MTEF18, mitochondrial. NCBI's taxonomy places the organism in Eukaryota, Viridiplantae, Streptophyta, Magnoliopsida, Fabales, Fabaceae. Gene Ontology annotation, molecular function: double-stranded DNA binding. The record is from RefSeq and is a predicted model, not a curated record. Gene Ontology annotation, biological process: regulation of DNA-templated transcription.